AUGCCUUUUAUCGAGAAGCCGCAUUGGACCAUCAAGGUCGAGCAGCCUCGUAGUGCCUUUGCAGAGGGCAAUGCGCGCUGGACCAACAAAGACUUGGAUCCUGUCCCGAGGCAUGCCCGAAAGUGGGGUGUGACCAGUUUCAUCUCGUACUGGAUUUCGGAUGCCUUCAAUGCUGCAACAUGGCAAUUCGCAUCCAGCAUCAUCGCAAUUGGUCUUACCUGGCGCGAAUCCCUCGGCAUAGUUGCCCUCGCCUUCUUCAUGAUCUCCUUCGUGAUAGCACUCAACGGCGCAAUUGGAGUCCUCCACCACGUCCCCUUUCCCGUCAUUGCACGCGCCUCAUGGGGCUUCUGGGGCUCCUACGUCGCCAUCGUCUCCCGCGCCAUUCUCGCCAUUUUCUGGUUCGCCAUUCAGAACAUGAACGGUGCCAAUUCGGUUCGCGUCAUGAUUGGCGCCAUAUGGCCUUCCUUCCUCACCCUCAAGAACGGUAUUCCAGAGAGCCAGGGCAUCGAUACGGCCACCAUGAUUAGUUUCUUCAUAUUCUGGCUCGGAAGUUUGCCCUUUUUGGUCAUGCAUCCCAAUCAGUUGAGGUGGCUGUUUAUGGCAAAGAGUAUCAUUGUGCCUAUUGCGUGGAUCGCCAUUCUCAUCUGGGCCUUUGUUUCUACCGGUGGAGGCGGCGAGAUGUUCAACCAAACUGCUACCCUCAAGGGAAGUGCGUAUUCGUGGGGUUUCCUCUCGUCUCUGACUGCCGUUACUGGAAACUAUGCCACGCUUUCCGUCAACCAGUCGGAUUUCUCGCGUUACUCGCGUGUCUCGGUGAAAUGGCAAUGCAUCUACGUCCCGUUCCUUCCCCUGGUCUUCACCUUCAUCGCCUUCAUCGGAGUCGCUGCCACUUCCGCUGGUGCUGCUCAAUACGGCGAAAUCAACUGGGACCCCAUGGCGCUCGUUGCACACUGGGACAACCGCGCGUGCCGUUUCUUCGCCGCCUUUAGUUUUGCCCUUGCCGCCCUGGGUGUGAACAUCUCUGCCAACUCGCUCUCUGCCGCAAACGACCUCAUGGCCCUAUUCCCACAGUACAUCAACAUCCGCCGCGGUCAGCUCCUUUGCGCAAUCCUCUGCUGGGCAUUGGUACCCUGGAAGAUUCUUGCUAGCGCCGGCAGCUUCCUCAACUUCAUGGCUGCGUAUGCCAUUUUCUUGGGCCCCAUUGCGGCAAUCAUGGUUAUCGAUUUCUGGGUCGUACAUCGCGCCAAAUACGACACGCUGGCGCUGUUCCAGUACAAUGGUAUCUACAGGUACACGGCUGGUGUCAAUUGGCGUGCCAUUGCCGCUUUUCUCGUUGGCGUUGCACCAAACUUGCCUGGUUUCAUCCACUCUAUCAACCACAAGAUCGACGUUGGCGUGGGCGCGAGACCGUACAGCUUUGGCUGGAUGCUGGGCUUCGUGGGCACGGCUCUCGUAUACAUGUUGCUUGAGAUGAUGAUUGCGCCGCCAACGGAGACUCUUAUCGAGAAGCCUGUAUAUCCCGAUGAGAUUUACGAUGAGAGUGGAUACGUGGAUGAAGGCGUUAGUGUGGGCAGUGGAACUGAAGAGGCCAGGAAUGAGAAGAUUGGGUGGAAGGCGAGAAUGAAUCGCAUCUUGUAG
This is a messenger RNA of Bipolaris maydis ATCC 48331, 1638 nucleotides long. Its product is annotated as permease for cytosine/purines, uracil, thiamine, allantoin-domain-containing protein. Gene Ontology annotation, molecular function: nucleobase transmembrane transporter activity. Lineage: Eukaryota; Fungi; Ascomycota; Dothideomycetes; Pleosporales; Pleosporaceae. The record is from RefSeq and is a predicted model, not a curated record. Gene Ontology annotation, cellular component: plasma membrane. Gene Ontology annotation, biological process: nucleobase transport; transmembrane transport.